Molecule: messenger RNA, 570 nt
Organism: Fusarium proliferatum ET1
Lineage: Eukaryota; Fungi; Ascomycota; Sordariomycetes; Hypocreales; Nectriaceae
Exons: 2
Coding region: 1-570 (189 amino acids)
Source: RefSeq, a predicted model, not a curated record
AUGGCGCCAGCCCAGACCCAAGAUACACCCGAGAACACUCAAAAGAGUUCCAAUCUCUUGGAGCAUUCCAAGGGUGAGUCAGUACUCACAGACAAAGACCGAAAGGCUCUCGUCUUCACCGACAAGCACAGUUCUCCAGAUGUCUACGUCAACUCCAGCAAAGACACUCUGUGGCAUCCCUGGACAGGAACGCUAGAGCUCAAACCCCUCCGAUUUGAAACGAGAUCUGGUAGUUUCGUCAUUGGGCUGAGAACUCCUGUCGAUUGCUGGCUCGGAAAGCACAGACAUCGAGGUACAGUCACAGCUGUAACACUUUCUGGGAAUUGGAGAUACAAGGAGUAUGACUGGGUCGCUGGACCAGGUGAUUAUGUUGUUGAAAACCCGGGAACCAUUCACACGUUGUUUAUGGGUGCUGGCGCCGAGGUGGUGUUUGCUAUAACAGGAAGCCUUGAGUUCUUCAAUGAUGAUGACAGCUUGAGGGAGACAAUGGAUAUCUUCAGUUUUGCGGAGCUUUACUAUGAACAUUGCAAAGAGAAGGGUGUCGAGCCAAAUGAGAAACUAUGGUACUAA